UCCACAAGAUGUUUACUUCUGCUGUGAGGAGGUUGUCCUCGCUCAGUGUAAAAGAGCCAUGGAAAGUCAAAUUACCGGAAAAAUGGAAAGGAGGCUAUAUAGAGAAGUGGGGUAACUACUGGAUGGGUGUAGCUCAGGAUUACAAGGAAGUAGCCAUUGAUGUUGUCAAAGACUCGUACAAGUAUCCAGUAAAGGCAGCAUUUUAUUAUUCUCUGCUUGGAGGAACACUUUAUGCUUACAACACAAACCCCGAAGAAAAGGAUUUCCGGAGCACCCUCCAGACCUACAUGAAUGAGUCGGCAAUGCUUAGCGAAAGCAUCAGAAAUCCAGAGGUUGAUGCUCAUUUCCAGUAUUUAGUGGACUGCUAUAACCAUGGACUGGUUAGACGGUUGAACAUUGGCCUCUUCUCGUUUCUGUGGGUUGAUAAUUAUUCCAAAGUUUGUGGAGUGUUUAAAUCGCGCUGUGAGUACCUCAAACCGCGUUACUUAACAUUUCACGAACGCAUCAUGGACAUUGGCUUUUUGGGUCAGUGGUGGGUUAUUGACAAGAAAAUGGAGGAGUUUGAUAUUAAUCCAAAUGAAUGGAUAUCAAAAAGUGAUGAACAAUUGAAAUGAGUACAAUAGAGAUGUUUGCUUUCGUAAUGUUCAGACAAUUGUGCACAUGUAAAUUGUAAAACAAAAUAUAUAUAUGUGAAAUUUGUUAUGUAAAUGUAUGUAAUGUACAUAAAUUGUUUUAUAAAGUUA
Molecule: messenger RNA, 743 nt
Organism: Penaeus indicus
Lineage: Eukaryota; Metazoa; Arthropoda; Malacostraca; Decapoda; Penaeidae
Product: mitochondrial import inner membrane translocase subunit Tim29-like
Exons: 4
Coding region: 9-614 (201 amino acids)
Biological process (GO): protein insertion into mitochondrial inner membrane
Cellular component (GO): TIM22 mitochondrial import inner membrane insertion complex
Source: RefSeq, a predicted model, not a curated record